This is a messenger RNA of Cuscuta europaea, 6472 nucleotides long. The record is from the annotation of a GenBank genome assembly. Lineage: Eukaryota; Viridiplantae; Streptophyta; Magnoliopsida; Solanales; Convolvulaceae.
GUUUAAAUGCUGGAUCCCGACUGAGAAGAACCUGAUCCGAAUGCAAAAGGGUAGGCACCGGAGGCGAGGGAGCAGAGAUCAGUCAGGUCCUAAGUUAACGGAGUGCCAUCGGUCACCUUUUCGACCUUCCGCAGAACUCUCCCGAAGAACUCGGGAUGCAUGAACACCAACAAAAAAUGACACUCUUCAGACUUCACACACCCAAGAAAAAAAAGCAACCUCCCAGAAAGAUGAUGGAUUAAUUAAAAUUCAAUGAAAUUGUGAAUUUCUUAGUUGGUCUUCUUCCCAAACAAACGUGCCUAGAGAGCUUCAUGCCGUCUCAUCAUUUUGCCAGGUUUCCAUCAUGAAUACUUUAACUGACCGCCUGAUGAAUGACUAUGGUAUGCUCAACACUUCAAGUGCAUCUCCAAGCGGUGACACACAAGAUUCCCCACCAAUUAAUAACAAUGAUCUUGAAGUAAAACCGAGAGAAAAAGUUGUGCAGUGGCUGAACAGUAUCCUUCCGCAUUUGAGGUUGUCUAUAAAAUCCUCAGAAGAGGAACUACGAGCAGUCUUGCUUGAUGGUAGCGUAUUGUGCCAAUUACUGGUUAAGUUAAAACCAGAUUUGUUUUUGACCGAGGCAGGAGAUUCUAUUAAUUCUUCGGGUUCGUGUUCAGAACAUGUUAGAAGAUUUUUAUCAGCCAUGGAGAAAUUGGGCUUACCCCGGUUUGAGGCAUCAGACUUAGAAAAUGGCUCCAUGGAAGCUGUGCUCCAUUGCCUUAUAGCACUUAAAACACAAUUUAGGGAACAAGAUGGGGAAUCCGAUGCAUCUGGAAAUGUUAUUACGACAAGAAGAUGGAAGUCAAUGAUAGAACAUUAUGGAGGCGAUGAUGGUCAAAGGGAAGAAUCUUUAAGACUUCGUCCUUUUUCAUCUUUUGGAGAAGAGAGAUGGAAAUUAGAGUCAAAAUCGCAACGAGCACUGCGUAGUCCUGUGAUGGCAGCUGCACUGAUACAUCACAUUGGCCACAAGUUCCAUGAAGUAUUUGAGCUUAAACAAGGAAGUUAUGCUGAUCUCCCCGCAUCAAAGAUUUCAGAAAUGAUGAAGUCGAACAGUUUGGAUAAUGCCCCAACACAAUCACUUUUAACGGUUGUGAAUGGAAUCAUAGAUGAAUGCAUUGCACGCAAGAAUGGGGAAAUACCUCAUCGUGUAGCAUGCCUGUUGAGAAAGGUAGUGCAAGAGAUAGAGAGGCGGAUAUCAACACAAGCAGAGCACCUGAGAAUGCAAAACAACCUCUUCAAAGCUCGGGAAGAGAAGUAUCAAUCAAGAAUUAGAGUUCUAGAAGCUCUUGCAACUGGUACAAGUGAAGAGACACAGAUUGUCAUGAACCAACUCCAACAACUUAAGAGUGAAAGGACAAAGAUGGAGGUGAAAAAGAAAACCGAGGAACAUGACAUGACUAGAUUGAUGAAAGGAAAAGAUGAUAGUGUCCAGGAGAUCACAGCUUUGAAGCAAAAUCUUGAAAUCGCUCGGGAAACAUAUGAAUUUGACACCAGAAUAUCUCAACAAGAGAUUUCAAAUUUGAAGCAAGAACUUGAAACAGCUCGGGAAGCGUAUAAAGAAUGCUUCUCACAACUGGAAAGUAACAACAGAAAUUCUCAACAAGAGAUUUCAUCUUUGAAACAAGAACUUGAAACCACUCGUAAAGGAUCUGAACAAGAGAUUGAAACAUUGAAGAAAGAAAUUGAAACUAUUUGUAAAACUUAUGACCAACGUUUCUCAGAAAUGGAGAAAGAGGCUAAAGGAUCUCAAACAGAGAUGGAGGAGAAAUUGAAGGAAUCCACGAGGCGUUUAACAGAAACAAGGAAUAGGUUGAAGGAAUGUGAAAUGCUUUCUGAAACGAGAUCUUUGCAGUGGAAAAAGACACAGAACAUCUAUGAAAUAUUCACUGAAUUCCAGCUUGGUGCACUACGUGAGCUAAAAUUUUCAUCCCAUUCGAUAAGGCAUGAAGUUAUCAAAACACAGAAGGUCUACACAGAUGAAUUUAAACGCUUAGGUAUGAAGACCAGAGCGUUGGAAGAUGCAGCUGCAAACUAUCAUGUAGUUCUUGCUGAAAACAAAAAGCUACAUAAUGAAGUCCAAGAAUUAAAAGGAAAUAUAAGAGUAUAUUGCCGGGUAAGGCCAUUUCUUCCUGGACAAAUGGACAGGCAGACAAUUGUCAAUUAUAUUGGUGAAAAUGGGGAGCUAAUUGUCACAAAUCCUUCAAAACAAGGAAGGGAAGGGCGUCGUUCAUUCAAGUUUAAUAAGGUCUACGCUCCUGCUGCAACACAAGCUCAAGUAUUUUCGGAUAUAAAGCCAUUGAUACGAUCAGUUUUGGAUGGUUAUAGUGUUUGCAUAUUUGCAUAUGGCCAAACAGGCUCAGGAAAAACUUACACAAUGACGGGCCCUGAUAGAGCUAGUGAAGAGGAAUGGGGUGUCAACUACCGGGCUUUAAAUGACCUCUUUCAGAUUUCCCAAAAGAGAGGGAACGCCACUGCAUAUGAAAUCUCAGUUCAAAUGGUAGAAAUAUAUAAUGAACAAAUCCGUGACUUGCUCUCGAACGACAACUCUCACAAAAAUCUGGCGGUUUUGCCAACAACCCAACCAAAUGGUUUAACUGUGCCCGAUGCUAGCAUGUAUCAAGUUAACUCGACUGCGGAUGUGUUGGACCUAAUGAAUAUUGGGUUAAAGAACAGAUCGCGAAGUUCAACUGCCCUAAAUGAAAGAAGCAGCCGAUCACAUAGUGUGGUGACAAUUCAUGUGUGUGGGACGGACAUUGAGAGCGGAUCGUCUAUGCGAAGCAGUCUUCAUUUAGUGGAUCUAGCAGGAAGUGAGAGAGUAGAUCGCUCUGAGGUAAAAGGUGACAGGUUAAAGGAGGCACAACACAUAAACAAAUCUUUAGCUGCGCUUGGAGAUGUCAUUUCUGCUUUGGCUCAAAAGAGCCCUCAUAUUCCAUACCGAAACAGCAAGCUUACUCAAGUUCUUCAAAGUUCAUUAGGGGGCCAAGCAAAGACCCUUAUGUUUGUGCAGCUUAAUCCUGACCUUAGUUCAUAUUCCGAGUCUGUUAGUACUUUAAAAUUUGCUGAGAGAGUAUCCGGGGUAGAGCUAGGUGCAGCCAAGAGCAGCAAAGAUGUCAAAGACGUCAAGGAGUUGAUGGAACAGGUUCAGGGGGAGAGUAGACAGGAAGUUGAGUCCCUUGAGUUUCCUAUUCUUCCUUUAAUACAUGUACCCUUGAAUUCACUUUCUAUUCCUGCCCCUAAGGACAGUGAUGCUACUGAAUACCAGUGCACAAUAAUGAUGACAGGUUCCGUAUAAAGUACCAACGAAAAGCUAAACCCGUCCUAAUCCAUCAGCAAGUCCAAUCGUCUGACCCUGAGAUUGCAUCUCUCAAAGAUGCACUAUCUAAAAGAGAUGAGGAGAUGGACAAAUGGCGUCUUGGGAAAGAUAUGAAGAAUAUGAUGCUGGGAAGCAAUGGAGAAAAACGUAGUGUGAACUCAUUGAGACACUAAAGAAUAAGGCACUGAGUACAUUUAACCAAAUGAGCACAUGGCUGAAAUAAGACGAGACACAAUUUAUACCAUCAAAAUUUCAAGAUCACCCCUUGAAGAUUAACAAGAGAUUCAAAUCCUUAAAUGCAUCACUCAACUGGAAUGGGCUGUUUUAAGGUGUCAUUUUUUGCAGUUAAAAGUCCAUCUCCGGUCUGCAGCUGUGAAGAUUUCCACAUGCAGAUUCAACCUGUAUAAACCGUUAAAACGUGUGCACAAUAUUACUUCAUUUUAGUAUCAGAAGUGAGAGUCAAUUGUUGAGGUUACAUUUAGACUCCCUUUUGUAGCUUCGCCAGUGAAAUCAAAAACUAAUUGUGGCGGUGAAAUGAGGAAGUGCAAUUUUUAGUUGAAAGGUGACAAUGAUAUUUGUUUUUGGUAAGUCUAGAUGCAUUAGCGCUUAUCUUUUAUUCAUAAUCAGAUGAGGUUGGGAAACCCCAAUAGAGUCAUACAACAAAUGUAAUGACAAGGUAGGAUCCCUAGUAGAAUUAUGAUGUACACCAAGUGGUAAACUAUGACCAAGGCUAGGUAAGUAAUCAGCAGCCCAGUUGCCUUCUCGAUAAAUGUGCUAAACCUUAACCAUCCACUCUCGAUCCAAUAGCUCACAGAAACUGGCAACCUCAGAAGAGUGUUGCUGUGCACCCAUAACUUCCUGUAUUGGAGCUUGAUUGUAGAAGCUAGAUUGCAGCUUGCGAAUCCAGCUGGACCCAUAACUUCAUGUGCCCUUUCUUUCAAGCCAACUGGAAUCAAGUCACACCAGCUCUCAAUUCAGUCCUGGUGAUUGAGCAGAUUCCUAGGUUCAUGCUAUAAGCUGCCAUGCAGCGACCAUCAGCAUUGUGAAACAAGUCUCUUGCAGUUGCUCGUCGGUUCUCAAAAUAAUAGACCUGUUAGAAUCGAGAGCAACCCACUAGGUGGUAGUGAUGGCCAAGAUACAUUUACCACAGUCUUGGCGAGUGAACCAAUGUUAAUGGGCUGGUCUCGUAUCAGAGCCUCUUCAAUAGUCUUGGCCGAUAGUUUUAUACGCUGAUGGAGCCUCAGGAGUGGUGCUUAUAUCGGUCAAUAAAAACUUGUUUUUUAUCUUCCAGGGUGACUAGCAGGCAACCCCAUAGAGAAGGCUAGUGCUCGUCGUCUUCAAGUGGCAAGUAAUUCAAUACAAAAGCGGUGAAUCUCAAUUCUUUUGAUUGUCAGAAAAAUAGGCCAAGUCAUGUCCAAGUGCUAACAACAAAAAGACAGUCUUGUACCACCGGCUGCAUGUACCACUGUCAGCCAUGUGUUGAUGUCUCCUCUCCUCAUUUGUAAGCAACUUAUCAAAAGACGCUAGCCAAAGGAAAGGUUUAAUCCGGUUUGGGCCGCGCCAACGCUGAACUUGAUGCCAGUCUAUCGUACCAACUACCAAGUGGAUAAUAGGCGGGGCGGAUUUUGAAUCUACCAUCCUUCUCGGCACCCCCACACCAAAACAUUGUCUCCCCCGCCCCUCUUUAAGAAAACAAAGUCUCAGUAACUUAAAGUUGUCACCAUGUUCGCAACCGUAGCAUCCAAGUUUGACAGGGCGCAUCUAACAACAGGAAAACGGCCAACUUGAUUCCUCAGUCCUCCCAGCAGUGUUGCCAGAACAAUUUGAUGACAUUAGUUUGAUACAAUGAAGUUUUGGGGUUGGUAUAUUUAACUGCAUAUUUAUAGAAAAGUUGGAGUAAUUAUUUUAAAAUGAUAUGAUAAUUACUAAAAAGUGUGCUAAAAAAAGGAAAAAAUGAAAUUCAAAUUGUUGCUAAACAAACUCAUGGAGUUGUAGGAGUUAUAAUUGAAAAAUCUGGUAAAAAGGGGUGAGUGGGAGUGUUAACAAUGUUUGGUGACAACUUUCUUUACAAGUUACUAAAAGGUCUGAAUCCCCAACAACUAAUGUAUUGGUGAAAAUAGUUAAUGUUUGGCUAGACAUUGGUUGUAUGUGUCACAAGAUUAUUCGCUAUAGAUAUUGAUUAUUCUGUCAAAAAACACUGAUGAGUGUGCAAAUGAAAUAUUGUAGGUGCACAAAUCAAUGUAUGUUCACAAAUUACUACUACGUAUUAUAUUUUACUCCCUCCGGUCCUAAAUUAACUUCACACUUUGACUUCACACAAAUUAAGAAAAUAAAUUUGACUUUACUGUAGAGUACACUGUUGUGACACUGUUUGACAUUGUUUUGAUGUAGAUAAUUUGCCAAGUAAGGAAGAGAGAAGAAGUGUGAAGUUUAUUUUGGACCUAUCCAAAAUGUAAAAUGUGAAGUUUAUUUAGGAUUGGAGAGAGUAUAUAACUUGCGGGUUUUAGAUAGAUUUUGUUCAAACGGACUACUUGUUAAUAGGUGGGUGAACAAUGCGAUUCACAUACAAUAAUUGUGUGCAUGAUUUAUAAAGGGUUAUGCUUGGUGUACAGUGUACACAAGAUGUACACAAAAUGUGUACAUUGCCUGUGUACACAGUCAAGUGGGUGUCAAAUUCUGACCUUUUCUAAAUGAAUUGCCUGUGUACACAUGCAACUAGGGAGAUUUUGUGUACAACUGAUGUACACUAAGCAUAUUCUAUUUAUAAAUUUUCGAGAUAUAUUUCUUGAGGAGAUAUCUGAAUAAGAUUCAAUGUGUACAAAAAUGGUACAACUUUGUGUACAAUGGUUUUUUCCAUGGGCCUAUUGCACGACUUUGGUCUUCAAAUAUAUUAGGCAAAAAAUCAUGAAAGAGAAGGAAGAAAAGUAAGACAAAUUUAAGAAGAGAGAUAAUAAGUGAAAAAUGAAUGAAAUAACAUAUCAAAAAGAGAUAAUUACCUGUAUAGGAUUAAAAAAAUAAAGGGAUAAGGGUCAGAUAGGGCCUCGAACUUACAAAAAAAUGUCAAAUAAAGUCUUAUAUAAGAUGAUCUGUCCGGCCAACGCCAUUUGGGGUGGUUCCCGA